UGAAAGCUCCAUUUCUGGACCCUUUCCUUUAAUUUCCUUCCCUCUCACGUAGUGUUUGACAAAAUGCUCGCCCCAAUACAUCCGGCACGUCUAUUUUGAAGUCGCACGAGAUUCGAAACGCAAACCUUUGCCCUGCUUGGAAGGCGAGCCAUAGAAAAUCUCGCCGCGCUUUCUUCUGAGGUCGAUAUUCAGGCCGGCUUACCGAUGUCGUUGGAUCCGCGCUUUUUAUAGCGGCUCAGAGAGAAGAUAAAAGAAAAUUUAAGCUAUUUUCGUCGAGCUGUAAAGCUCUGCAAGCGAGAGCUACGUAGGUUUAGAGUUUUUUUUGUGAAUAUUCUGACCCAGAGGAGAGCCGAAACGCUAACAUGACGUCUCUCAGCCGGGAGCUGGUGAUCCUUAUUUUGCAGUUUCUGGAUGAAGAAAAGUUUAAAGAAACUGUUCACAAACUGGAGCAGGAAUCAGGGUUUUAUUUCAACAUGAAGCACUUUGAGGACCAAGUGCAGAAUGGACAGUGGGAGGAGGUGGAGAGAUAUCUUUCGGGGUUUACCAAGGUGGAGGACAAUCGUUACUCCAUGAAGAUCUAUUUUGAAAUUCGGAAGCAGAAAUAUUUAGAGGCUCUCGAUAAACAAGACCGAGCUAAAGCAGUAGAAAUACUAGUGAAAGAUUUGAGAGUUUUUUCUUCCUUCAAUGAGGAGCUCUUCAAGGAGAUUACGCAACUUCUCACUCUAGAUAAUUUCAGAGAAAAUGAACAGCUUUCCAAGUAUGCAGAUACCAAGGCAGCUAGGAAUAUAAUGUUACUGGAGCUCAAGAAACUUAUAGAAGCAAAUCCUCUUUUUCGAGACAAGUUGCAAUUUCCCUCAUUGAAGGCUUCUCGUUUGCGGACACUGAUUAAUCAAAGUUUGAAUUGGCAGCAUCAAUUAUGCAAAAAUCCAAGGCCCAAUCCUGAUAUAAAGAGCCUUUUCGUUGAUCACAACUGUGGACAACCAAAUGGAGCUCGUGCUUCACCAACAAACAAUUCUAUAAUGGGAGUGAUACCCAAAGGGGGAGGUUUCCCACAAUUGGGUGGUCACGGGGCAUUUACACCAGGACCUGCCUCUGCUACAACUGCCCUUGCUGGCUGGAUGGCAAAUGCCACCCCUGGAUCUCAUGUAGCUGUGCCUGCAGGGCCUGCUGGAAUAAACACAUCAACGAAUACUGUUGCCUUGCUCAAGCGGCCCCCUCCAAUCAAUGGCCUGUCUGUAGAUUAUCAAUCAGCUGAUUCUGAGCAUCUUUUGAAACGAGUAAGGCCAGGCACUCAACCUGGUGAUGAGGUAACCUAUCCUGGCCAGAGUCAACCCCAAGGCUUAUAUUCACAAGAUGAUCUUCCCAAGACUGUUGUACGAACAUUGAAUCAGGGGUCUUCCAUUAUGAGUAUGGAUUUUCACCCCACACAGCAGACUAUACUCUUAGUUGGUACAAAUGUUGGCGAUAUAGGUUUAUGGGAUGUAGGUUCACGGGAGAGAUUGGCCCAUAGAAAUUUCAAGGUGUGGGAUUUGGGAGUAUGCACUCUUACUUUGCAGACAACACUUGUCAGGGAUCCUAGUGUUUCUGUAAAUCGUGUUGUGUGGAGUUCGGAUGGCAUCUUUUUUGGAGUUGCUUAUUCAAAGCACAUAGUACAUAUCUAUGGUAAUCCAAAGGGGGGGUUGCGACAGCACUUAGAGAUAGAUGCUCAUACUGGUGGCGUCAAUGAUCUUGCAUUUUCAAAUCCCAACAAUCAACUUUAUAUAGUGACUGGAGGAGAUGACAAAAUGAUAAAGGUUUGGGAUGCACUAACUGGUCGUAAGCAAUACACAUUUGAAGGUCACCAGGCACCUAUAUAUUCAGUAUGCCCUCAUCAUAAAGAAAAUAUUCAGUUUGUCUUUUCAACAUCUAUUGAUGGAAAGAUAAAGGCUUGGUUAUAUGAACAAGGGGGACCAAGGGUUGAUUAUGAUGCUCCUGGACGUUGGUGUACAACAAUGGCCUAUAGUGCUGAUGGAACAAGACUUUUCUCUUGUGGAACAAGCAAGGAGGGUGAAUCGUAUCUUGUUGAAUGGAAUGAAAGUGAAGGAGCAAUAAAACGAACUUAUCAAGGUUUCCAAAAGCGCUCACUGGGUGUUGUACAAUUUGACAUAAUAAAAAAUCGAUUUUUGGCUGCUGGAGAUGAAUUUAUGAUCAAGUAUUGGGACAUGGACAAUCUUAAUCUUCUGACUACUGUGGAUGCGGAUGGUGGACUACUGGCUAGCCCUCGUCUUCGUUUCAACAAGGAAGGAUCCUUACUCGCUGUUUCAACAAAUGACAAUAGCAUCAAAAUUCUAGCAAACUCUGAUGGGCAACGUUUGCUGCACAUGUAUGAUAACCGCUCUAUAGAAUCUGCUAGAGUUCCUCUAGAACCAGUGACAAAGGCAUCUGCAGUAAAUGCAGUGGUACCUAUUGCCUCAGCUGGGGGACUUUCUGUUGGGCCUCCAAGGCAAGGUUCUCCGGCAGCAUCUGUGGGUCAACUGAGUGGUGUUGAUAAUAGAAGUCUUGGGGAAGUCAAAGUCAAGGUAGAUGAUGAAUCAGUUGAAAAAAGUAGAAUAUGGAAGUUGAACGACAUAAUAGAGCCCACUCAAUGCCGAUCACUAAGUCUCCCUGAUACUCGAUCGACAAGCAAGAUUUUAAGAUUGAUAUACACCAAUUCAGGAGUUGCACUUCUGGCUUUGGCUUCCAACGCUAUCCAUAAGCUUUGGAAGUGGCCACGAAAUGACAGCCAUCCCAGUGGCAAGGCAACUGCAAGCAUUCUUCCACAGUUAUGGCAACCACCAAGUGGCAUCGUGAUGGCUAAUGACAUAGGUGAGACUGAUCCUGAAGAAGCUAUUCCAUGCUUUGCAUUAUCAAAGAAUGAUUCUUAUGUCAUGUCAGCGUCUGGUGGGAAGGUUUCCUUGUUUAAUAUGAUGACAUUCAAGACGAUGACAACAUUCAUGUCACCACCACCAGCUGCAGCAUAUCUUGCUUUUCAUCCUCAGGACAACAACAUAAUUGCUAUUGGCAUGGAAGACUCAACAGUUCAAAUCUAUAAUGUUCGGGUGGAUGAGGUAAAAAUUAAACUCAAGGGUCAUCAAAAGAGAAUAACCGGUCUUGCAUUUUCACAAGUAUUAAAUGUUCUCGUGUCAUCUGGAGCAGAUGCACAGAUUUGUGUGUGGGGAAUAGAUGGAUGGGAAAAGCAGAAGAGCAAAUUCUUGCAAAUUCCAGCAGGUAGAGUGCCAUCACUCUUGGCUGAUACUCGAGUUCAGUUUCAUCAAGACCAAAUUCAGUUUCUGGUUAUACAUGAAACUCAGCUGGCCAUGUACGAAGCAACAAAACUGGAGCCCCUUAUCCAGUGGGUACCGUCUGACUCACUUCCUGCUGCAAUAUCUAAUGCCACCUACUCCUGUGACAGUCAACUAAUAUUUGCUAGUUUCUCUGAUGGUGCUGUUGGCAUAUUCCAUGCUCAAACAUUGAGGCCUAGAUGCCGAAUUGCUCCAUCUGCUUAUAUUCCUUCAAAUAUUAGCUCUGUUGUAUACCCUCUUGUUGUUGCUGCUCACCCUACAGAGCCAAACCAAUUUGCCCUUGGAUUGUCAGAUGGAACCGUGCAGGUAUUGGAACCUUUAGAUUUACAGGGCAUGUGGAUCAGUACAUCUGCUGAAAAUGGGACAGGGGGUGCUGCUUCUGUGGUACCGAUGACUGGAAAUUCAAGUUCAGAGCAAACCGUAAGGUGAGAUAACUUGGACCAAUUACGAGAGGUGGCCACGACCAAUUCCUACAGAUGAUAGUCCCAGUAAUUUUAACAUUUGUGGGACAUCGUCAAUGCUUUGUGGCUUUCACUGAAGGAUAUAACUUAGGUUGUACAUAGAAAUACAAAGAAGUCAACUUGCAUUGCAUGUUCUGAUUCUUUACAUCUGCUUUUCAUUUGGAUAUACCCGUCCUGUAAUUUGUGGACAAAGAAGGCAAUAUAUAAUGUUUUUUAAUAAAGCUUUCUAUUGGGUGUUUAAUUUACAAAUGCAACCAUGAUAUAAUGUACCUUCUAGAAGGCAUUUCUAUUGGGUAAUGAUUUUGUGUUGUAAAAUUUCACGGGCUCUGUUAUUUCAAAUUAAUUUAGUUCAGUCAAAAUUUUCAUUUUCA
This is a messenger RNA of Cryptomeria japonica (Japanese cedar), 4152 nucleotides long. RefSeq names its product protein TPR3. The transcript is spliced from 25 exons. Bases 363 to 3749 code for a protein of 1128 amino acids. Gene Ontology annotation, molecular function: protein binding. Gene Ontology annotation, biological process: regulation of DNA-templated transcription. Lineage: Eukaryota; Viridiplantae; Streptophyta; Pinopsida; Cupressales; Cupressaceae. The record is from RefSeq and is a predicted model, not a curated record.